UUCCCCUCUUCUUUGUAUUCUUCUUUGUAUUCUUGGGCUACAUUUGUUCGUUUCUGCUCUCACUAAAGUUCGUUUCUGCUCUUCAAAUCUGUGGAUCUUCUUUUGAAUUUAUCUUUUUUCUCCAUCUGGGUACCAUUUGCUUCUGAGUUUUGGGGUUCUGGGGUGGUCUGUAAGCAUUUUAUUUUGUUUUUUGGCGGCUGUGUUGAGAUGGAGGAGCGUUAUGAGCCAUUGAAGGAACUUGGGUCUGGGAAUUUUGGGGUUGCGAGGUUAGUCAGAGAUAAGAAGACCAAGGAGCUUGUUGCAGUCAAAUACAUAGAGAGGGGGAAGAAGAUUGAUGAAAAUGUUCAGAGGGAAAUUAUCAACCAUAGGUCUCUGAGGCAUCCGAAUAUCGUUCGGUUCAAGGAGGUACUCUUGACACCGACACAUUUAGCUAUUGUCAUGGAAUAUGCAGCUGGUGGUGAACUCUUUGAGAGAAUAUGCAGUGCUGGCCGUUUUAGUGAGGAUGAGGCUAGAUUUUUCUUCCAGCAGCUAAUAUCUGGAGUCAGCUACUGCCACUCAAUGGUACUCAUGUUGAGGGAAUAGGGAACAAUGAUGGUGUUGACUAUGAACCUAUUGAAGAAGAAGAAAGUGUUCCUUCCACUCCCAUUGGUAGUACCAGCCGUUCGCGAGGAAGACCUCGUGGGUCCAUCAAUAGUGGCAGAGAAAAGAGGAAGAAGGGUGUAGCUGAAAAGGUGGUAAGUCCAUUGAAAUCGAUUGCUAACUCAAUCGAGAAGAUGGAAAUGAGUGAAUCUUAGUCUGAAUUUGGGAGAGCCAUUAUAGAUGCUGUUGAUGCCAUUCCAGACCUCAAUUUUCAACAAAAGUUUAAGGCCAAGGAAUAUUUCAUGGCCAAGCGGAAUUCUGUCAUUAUCUUCUUGGAAACAAAAGUAGAAGAUAGGCGAAAUCUGCUUGAGAUGUACUUGCCAGAGAUUGAGAAGAAUUGAGGUGAUAAAAGUAAGUGUUUGGACAUUAUACGACAAUGGUUUUAUUGAGCAAGAAAAUGUAUCUGUUUGGUUUAAGUAACUUUUGGUUUAUGUUAAGUCUGUGACAAUGGAUUAAAUGUAGUAUUAAGACAGGUUAAGACAAUGGUUCUUCAUAUGUUUCUAUCUGAAUGAUUUCAAGGUUUAAAUAUGGACAACAUCAUUCUUAUUUGUC
Messenger RNA from Macadamia integrifolia, 1191 nucleotides. Its product is annotated as serine/threonine-protein kinase SAPK3-like. The record is from RefSeq and is a predicted model, not a curated record. Gene Ontology annotation, molecular function: protein serine/threonine kinase activity; ATP binding. Gene Ontology annotation, biological process: intracellular signal transduction; protein phosphorylation. The transcript has 5 exons. Bases 208 to 582 code for a protein of 124 amino acids. NCBI's taxonomy places the organism in Eukaryota, Viridiplantae, Streptophyta, Magnoliopsida, Proteales, Proteaceae.